Molecule: messenger RNA, 2289 nt
Organism: Lytechinus variegatus (green sea urchin)
Lineage: Eukaryota; Metazoa; Echinodermata; Echinoidea; Temnopleuroida; Toxopneustidae
Product: transcription intermediary factor 1-beta-like
Exons: 1
Coding region: 17-1834 (605 amino acids)
Biological process (GO): positive regulation of DNA-templated transcription
Cellular component (GO): chromatin; nucleoplasm
Molecular function (GO): zinc ion binding; ubiquitin-protein transferase activity
Source: RefSeq, a predicted model, not a curated record
UUCUAUAAACCCAACCAUGGCUGAAGCAUUAAAAACUGUCAUCUCCCAGAGUACAGAGUGUCCAGUGUGUCUUUCUACCUUCACCGAUCCCAAGAUCCUGUCUUGUUCUCACACUUUCUGCAAGACUUGCCUGGACAACCUCUUAGAGUGUCACGGUAACUGCCAGAUCCGAUGCCCUGUCUGCAGAGCUGUGACCCAGGUCCCAAACCAAGAUGUCGGCAAACUACAGGUAAAUCUUGCUUUGAAGAGUCUGAUAGAGGAUAUGGAGGGCCAUCCUCAGAUGUGCACAAAUUGUAAAUCAAAUGACAAAUCCCAUGCUGCUGUCUACUGCCAAGACUGUGGCAACUAUCUCUGCACCUCUUGUCUUAAUACGCACUCUCAAUGGAAGAGCUUUAUCGAUCAUGAAGUCAUUGCCAUGAGUGAGAUCUCAUCAGGGAAGGUUUCAGUCCGUAAAUACCGGAAAUGCAGGAAACAUCCAAAAGAAGACGAGGGUUGCUUCUGUUCCAGCUGCAGGAGAUUCACAUGCUUCAGGUGUGUUGUUAUGGAACAUACGGGGGAAGGACACAAGGUCAUCGAGGGAACAGCUUACGAGGACAAACACACGAAGGGUAUGGAAGAACUUAAAUCAAAGGUGGACAAGAAACAAUCAUGCUUUCAGAAGUACAUUGAUUUUAUAGAUGAACAGACUAAAAGUGUUGACAGUGCCAAGAAACAGUGUACAAGUGACAUCAAUCAAGCAUAUGAUGAUGCAGUCCGGCAGUUGACAGUAAAGAGGGAAAGUCUAGUAAGAGAAGUCAAGGAAACGACCGAAGGAGUAAAGAAAGAACUGGAAAGUAUGAAGACCACGGCCCAGAAGCACAUCAAUCGGUUGGCGACCAUGGCUGAAAUGGUAACUAACAAAAUAAAGAUUCCAUUAGAUAUGGAUACUUUGGCUGCACACGACACUCUGUGUGAAGAGUUACGAGAGGUCAUUGAUCAAAAGGAUCCUGACUACGAGCAGCCGAAGAAAUCGGGCAUAAAGGGGAAAAGUGUCAGGUUCAAGAGAAAUGUUGGAGUGGAUGAGCUAGGCCUUGGAAAGAUUGUGAAUGUGGUUGAAAGAAACGUCGCCUUACCCACUAAUAAAACAUUUAAUGAAAAGGACGUUUCUUUGCCUACUUAUAACAUUGAUAAUGUAAAGAAGGUUGCUUUGCCAGCUCAAGAUAUCAUGAAUGCCAUGGUUAGUACACCAGACGGUAGGAUGGCAGUAGGAUGUUAUAGAGGUGGCAUGAAAAUCUUCUCCACUGAUGGUCAGCUUCAGCAGACAGUUCUGAAGGAUGUUAAAAUAUCGGGGGUAGGGUUUCUUUCUGAUGGUCGAUGUGUUGUGAUUGAUACUUCAAACAACAUUACACUGUACACACCAGAGUACACACAAUUGAAUGUAAUGUUUAAGACUCUAAGUCGAGAUGAAGGUGGGAAUUCUGAUCUCACUGUUGAUGCUGAUGAUCUGAUCUAUGUGAGCUACUGGAAAGCCAAGAAGAUCCAGGUAUUUUCAACAGCAGGUGGGCAAGCAGUCAGGGAGAUACCAUGCAACGGGUAUGUACCAUAUCAAAUCACUAGUUACCAUGGUUCUCUGAUCAUUUCAUCAUUGGGUGCUAUCAGAUUGAUAGACAAACAGGGUGCUGUACAACAUGAAUUAAAGAAACCGGGUAGUCUCCUUUACGCUGCUGUAUCUCAAUGGAAUACAAUCCUGAUAGCCAAGGUGAAGCAUGAUGAAGGUUUGGUGAGCAUUGACGAGUAUACAAAUGAACUAAGACACAUUCGAAACCUUGUUAAUGAUUACAAGAUUGAGAAGUGAUGGAUAGAUUGGUAUUACCUCCAGCAGUACCGAUCAGGAGAGAUCGCUUUCUGCACUUCGGAUAGACUCUAUAUAUUCCGCUGAAAAUAAUUGAUGACAUGAUAUCAUAAUUAUUAUCGCAGAAGAUGGGGGGGGGGUGAUACCCACCGAGUUGCCAUUUUCUGCUAAAGUAAGCUGCUAUAAUGUUGAAAUACAUAAAACAAUUGUUGGAUCAUUUCUUUCUCGUUUCUCACCCAUAAAAACAACAUUUCGCUGCUUACAUCUUUUUUAUUUCCAGCUUUGCAUUUAUCAAGCAUCAUCUUAAUCAUGUUUAUCCUCUGUGUGGGGAAAUUCUAGUACUUGCAUAUCAGACAAAUUGUUAUUAAAUAUUUUAUGACAAACCAUAUGAUUCUCUAUUCAUAUUCAUGACCGUAUAUAAUAUUUGACUAAUAAUGCCAACAAGGGUGGUGAGAUCA